GUUUUGAACAAGUGAUGCAAGACGGGAGUUCAUUUUAGCGUACUAAAACACGGGAUUCGGAAUACACAAUUCCGAAUGAAUUAGGGUGCCUGACAUUUUGAUUCGGAACUUCCUAUUCGGAAUGAGAGCUGAUUAUUUUUUUAAAAUGUCACUUCCAAUUAGGAAGUUGGAAAUCCAAAUGAAUAAAAAGCCAACUCCACUAAUUCGAACAUCACAUUUGGGAAAUUGGGUCCAAUUUAUUUAUUAAUUUAAAACAGGUUUAUAUCAAUUUAAGUUGUAUGGCUAAAAUAAAGAUAAAAAUUUAAGUAGCAUUUGGAACUUCAUGAUCCGAAUAGGAUAAAAAAAAAUUAAAGAAUGUUGAUUUGGAAAAGCAUCUUCCGAAUGGAUUAAAAAAAAGUAUAAAAAAAAUGUUUCGGAACAUGUGUUUCCGAAUGGAUUAAAAAAAGUAAAAAAAAUGUUUCGGAACAUGUGUUUCCGAAUGGACAUAGUUAACACUAAUCGAAGAUGUGUUUCCGAAUUUCGUAUUCUUAGAAAUCCCAUAUUUUUUCCCGUGUUUUUGCCUUCCAUGUUCACUUUUCCCAUGUUUUAAGAAAAUACCCUUUCUUAUUAAUGUGAAUUACAUUUUUUAAAACGGGUGUUACAUGAUUUACAUCACCCAAGGCCACUCCUAGGGCGUGGAUGCCUUUCAUUUGGGAAUCUUACAUACCACCAAAAUUUUCAUUCAUUGCAUGGCUGGCUUUUAGAAAUAGAUUAGCUACUUAUGAUAAUUUACCUUACCUUGAUGUGGCAAACAUAUGCCCUUUUUGUGAGGGUGGUCCGGAAACGGUACCACACCUAUUUUUUGAAUGUUGUUUUACAGGUCAAGUGUGGGAAACUGUCAAGCAAUGGCUAGGACUAACAAGGAGCAUGCAUACUCUAAGGAGCUCGGUCAAAUGGAUCAAAAAAGAGCAAAGUGGAGCUAAUCUAAAAGCAAAGGCCGUGAGGAUAGCAUUUUGUUACUCGAUAUAUUGGAUUUGGAGAUCAAGGAACUCCAUUCGGUUUGAUGGUGCAAAAGCAAACAUUCAAGGAGUUGUAGCCCAAAUCAAGUUUAUGGUCUAUAAAUUGUUAUACUCCUUAUAUCCGGUCGAUAUGAUUAACUUUUGAAACUGAUGGGGUGCUUUGUCUCCCACUUUUUGUCAUGCCUUAUGGCUAGUUUUGGAGUGGAUAGCUAGCUCUCUUUGAGAUGGUUAUCACGCAGAUGGAUGGGCAAUCCAAAUCUUUGGAUUGCCUAUAGUUUUGGUUUUUGUUUAUAGGUUG
Messenger RNA from Cuscuta europaea, 1296 nucleotides. NCBI's taxonomy places the organism in Eukaryota, Viridiplantae, Streptophyta, Magnoliopsida, Solanales, Convolvulaceae. The record is from the annotation of a GenBank genome assembly.